Messenger RNA from Aspergillus fumigatus Af293, 975 nucleotides. Its product is annotated as putative extracellular endo-1,4-beta-xylanase. Gene Ontology annotation, molecular function: hydrolase activity, hydrolyzing O-glycosyl compounds. NCBI's taxonomy places the organism in Eukaryota, Fungi, Ascomycota, Eurotiomycetes, Eurotiales, Aspergillaceae. The record is from RefSeq and is a predicted model, not a curated record. The transcript has 8 exons. Bases 1 to 975 code for a protein of 324 amino acids. Gene Ontology annotation, biological process: carbohydrate metabolic process.
AUGGUCGUCCUCAGCAAGCUCGUCAGCAGCAUUCUCUUUGUCUCCCUGGUUUCGGCGGGCGUGAUCGAAGAACGCCAGGCAGCCAGCAUCAACCAGGCGUUUACCUCCCAUGGCAAGAAGUACUUUGGCACCGCCAGUGACCAAGCUCUGCUCCAGAAGUCGCAGAAUGAGGCCAUUGUGCGCAAAGACUUUGGCCAGCUGACGCCGGAGAAUAGCAUGAAGUGGGAUGCGACUGAGCCAUCGCAAGGAAGAUUCAACUUCGCUGGUGCUGAUUUCCUGGUCAACUAUGCAAAACAGAAUGGCAAGAAGGUCCGCGGACACACCUUAGUCUGGCACUCCCAACUCCCGUCCUGGGUGUCGGCUAUCAGCGACAAAAACACCCUGACCUCGGUGCUGAAGAACCACAUCACCACCGUCAUGACCCGGUACAAGGGCCAGAUCUACGCCUGGGACGUCGUCAACGAGAUCUUCAACGAGGACGGCUCCCUCCGCGACAGCGUCUUCUCCCGCGUGCUGGGCGAGGACUUUGUGCGGAUUGCCUUCGAGACGGCGCGCUCUGUGGAUCCCUCGGCGAAGCUGUACAUCAACGAUUACAAUCUCGACUCGGCUAGCUAUGGCAAAACCCAGGGGAUGGCACUCAAACCCACCUUGGUGCGGGUGCUUCGUCCAGCGUCAAAGGAUAAGUCUCCUUGGUUUUCUUGCCUACGUAACGCUGACCCCCCCUGUACAGCAUUGACUGCUCUUGCGUCUUCCGGCGUCUCUGAGGUCGCCAUUACCGAGCUGGAUAUCGCGGGUGCGAGCUCCCAGGACUACGUCAAUGUCGUCAAGGCAUGCCUGGAUGUCCCCAAGUGUGUGGGAAUCACCGUCUGGGGGGUGUCGGACAGGGACUCGUGGCGCUCCGGCUCGUCUCCGCUGCUGUUCGACAGCAACUACCAGCCCAAGGCGGCGUAUAAUGCCAUCAUUGCUGCUCUCUGA